AUGGUAGAGUCUGUCAUCCAACUCAAGUGCGACUGCAACCAGUACCCAUGGGGACGCAAAGGCUCCGAGUCGGCGGCAGCGCGCCUCUGCGCCAAAACCCCCGGCACGGACUUCAAGAUCGAGGAGGACAAGCCCUAUUCGGAGAUGCAAGUCCACGUCGUCCAUGUCCACCGGGCUUCCACUCGCUUACACACUGUCUUAGACCUUCAAGACGUUCUCGACAAGCAUGCGGAGGAGCUCAUUGGCAAGAAUGUGCUCCAGAAGUUCGGUCACUCCAAGCUGCCGUACCUGCCGAAAGUCCUCUCCAUAGCCAAAGCUCUACCGCUACAGCUUCAUCCGAACAAGGAGAUGGCCGCCGAACUCCACCGCAAAGACCCAGACCAGUUCACCGACCCGAACCACAAGCCCGAGAUAGCCCUGGCCCUCACAGACUUCGAAUCCUUCUGCGGCUUCAAGCCCCUCGAGGACAUCGAAGCUCUCAUGCAGCUCGAGCCCCUCCAGCAAUUCCUUCCCGAUACCAAAAAGCCCAAAUUCGAUGACAUGACGCUCAAGCACGUUGUCAAAACCAUACUGUCCGCAUCAGACGAGACAAUUGCCGACGUGCAAGCAGCGCUCCUCAAGCAGCCGAAGGAGAAGUUCGGCAAGGACACAUACAUACCAGACCUCAUCCCGCGCCUGCAGGCGCAGUACGAUAAGACCGAUCCCGGCACCAUUGUCGCUUUGAUCACGAUGAACUACCUGACUCUCAAAGCCGGCGAUAGCAUCUACAUCCCCGCUGACGGCAUCCACGCAUAUCUUUCCGGCGACAUAAUCGAGUGCAUGGCUCGGUCCAACAACGUGCUCAACACCGGAUUCUGUCCCCGUGCGGACCGCAACAACGUCGAGCUCUUCUGCAAGUGUCUGACAUUCACACCGCAUUCGGCCGAGGAAGCCAUUCUGAACUCGACGAGCUUUGACAGGAGCAAGAACGGCAAGACGAAGCUGUACGGCCCGCCGAUGAGCGAGUUUGACAUGCUGGCCACCAUAUUGUCGAGCGGGGAGAAGGAGACUAUAAGCGCACUGGGGGGUCCAAGCAUCAUGAUCAAUGUCAACGGCGAGGGCAAGAUGAAGGCAGGUGGGAAGUCGUAUGAUGUCAAGGAAGGCUACGUCUUCUUCAUUGGGAAAGACACGGAGACGGAAUUCGAGGCGGAUAGCGGACUCCAGAUCUAUAGGGCGUAUGUUGAGUAA
Messenger RNA from Coniosporium apollinis CBS 100218, 1227 nucleotides. Its product is annotated as phosphomannose isomerase type I. Gene Ontology annotation, cellular component: cytosol. The coding region runs from base 1 to 1227 and encodes 408 amino acids. NCBI's taxonomy places the organism in Eukaryota, Fungi, Ascomycota, Dothideomycetes. The transcript is spliced from 3 exons. Gene Ontology annotation, molecular function: zinc ion binding; mannose-6-phosphate isomerase activity. The record is from RefSeq and is a predicted model, not a curated record. Gene Ontology annotation, biological process: carbohydrate metabolic process; GDP-mannose biosynthetic process.